AUGUCGGCUGCCCUUGAUCGGCUGGGGGAGGUCAACACCAACACGGUGCUCUCCAUGGAUACGUACUGGAAAAACGCAAUGAGCGUGUGCGAAGCAGCCAUGUCCAUGUUGGCCCCUUUUGAGAAUCAGAAUCAUACGCUUGUGGAUGCAGCCACGACAUCGUUGCGACAGCUUUUGACACAUGGCAAAGAAUAUUCACGUAUGAAGCAGUACUCGGCAGCAACACAACGUGACAAAGAAUAUCAAACAGCAUCAUCAUACAAACAUCGACCGCGCAAGACGAUACAGGACCUUGGAUUCAACCCACGAGAGAAUUGGAUCAUAAAGGACGAGAGGACUGUGCUGGUACGACUACCAGAUGAUACCCAUGUCACAUGUCAAGCGAUUACAACAGUGGAAGAAUUGGAUGCCAUCUUGCCAGAACUAAGAAAAGCGAGCCACAUUGCUAUUGAUUGCGAGUUCCUUGGAUUGAAAGGAUGUACGCCUGAACUUAAGGUGCUUCAGCUGGCUGUAUCGAGUACACUUGGCUAUGCAUUGACGAUUGAUCGGAUUGGAUUACAAGCGGUGCGUGAACGAUUGGAACCGAUAUUGAGUCAACCCCAACAUCAACAAGGAGAGAAUGGACUCUCAGCAGCAAUAGCAAACCAGGAACGACUUUAUCUUGGAUGGGCCUUUCGAGGCGAUGCACAAGCGAUUGAAGCAGCAUUCCCUGGUAUCCAGCUACCUUACAUUUUGGAUCUACAGGCCAAAUUACGCUCUGUGGCAGUAGAACAGCUCAAGCUCUUCAAUGCAAUGAAUCGCUAUGCACCCAACUGGUCCGGAUUGGAAGAAUUCAACAAAGCCAAGCAGCUUGGAGACACUUUUCGUUACACGGGCUAUGAUUGUGUAUGGGUCCAAAAUCCAUUGCCACCUGAAUGCUUUGUUUAUGCCGUGUUUGAUGUUGUCAGUUUGAUCGCGUUGCAUGAAGCUGUGGAUCACCAUCCCACUAUACCCACCCAUUUUUGGCCGCAAACAGUCAUCUCCACAUUGGCUCCAAAGGCACUCGAUCGUUGGUUACGCACACGUGCUGUAGCGGCACUCUCGCAAUCGAAUGAACGAACAGCUUCUUCUUCUACUGCAACUACCAACUCACUCACUCUUGUUGAAACGACGGUUGCCACGCGCAAAGACAAACAACCUAUACGAAGCGAAGCAGCAGGAUCGAGUAGUAGUAUUCAUGCACCACCACCACCACCACCAUCAGCAACAACGGCUGGCGGCUUUAAUGAUGAUGAUCCCCAGUUUUUACGUGAUAUGGAAGAGGCAUUACGACUCUCACGUCAAGAAGCUGAAAAGCAACAAGGAGGAGGAGGAGGAGACAUGACAAGUGGAUCGAGCAAACAAGGAUCGCCAUAUGAAAAGGGGGAUGCUACUUUAUUGGAGGAAGAUUUUGAUGGAGGAGAAGAGGCCCAUUUUGCUACCGAUGUUUAUGACGACACUCACAACAAACGGGAUGGUGGCAACCCAAUCAAACUUGGUACUUGGGAUUCCAUUGAUGAUUAUGAAUCGAAUGAACGACGUGGUGUCGGCGGCAGCAGCAGCAACAGCAAUAAAAGCAACUAUGAGCAACAACGCCAACAGCAACAACAUCCUGGAUAUGAUUAUAUGCAACAAAUUUCGAGGGCUAUGAAUCAACAUGCGAGUGGUGAAUAUUCUUUUGAGCCUCCACCUGAACAAGCUUCUUGGAACAACCUUGCAGAGACAUCCAUGAGUGAGUGGAAGCGUGGUGCGGAUGUGGAGCUUGAUUGGACCGAGAUGGAGCAACGCAACGCUGAGCUUGCCAACUCAUCACAACCUGCCGAGACGGUGAAGUUUCAUACAUCAGUGCAUGGACAACAAGUGGCUUCUUGGGCAUCACAGCAACAACAAAAGAAAUCAGGAGAGGAUAAUUGGGAUACAGCCGAUGCAAAGCCUACCAUGAUGCAAAUGCGAAUGAAUCCAUUACCCAAGUUCAAGAUCAAGCAAAAGACCAAAGGGCCUCGCGUGAUUAUUCCUGAUGAUGACGACUUUAGCGACGAUGAUGAUGAUGAUGAUGAUGAUGAUAUCUCAACGACCAGUGAUGAAUCAGCAGAUGAUGAGAUUGUGGCCCAUGUGGAAGAGACGUACAAGGAUGACAUUUUCCUCAGUGGACAAGGAGCCAUUCACAUGCAUUUGAUUCGAGAGGUGGCGCAAUUAGCCACACUACCUCAACUCAACAGCAGCGACAAUCCACAACAACCUUUGACGGCUGCCAUUACAGCACAAGCGCAUCGUGUCGUAACGCGUGAAGGUGUUCCUGAAUUACAUCUCAAGGCGCUUCAGAUUUAUAUCAGCACAGGGGAUGCGUACACCGUUCUUACAGACCAUGUGCAUGCUUUGACAGGCAACAAUCGAGAAAAGAUCCAGUCUUCUACCAUUGGCUAUAUUCUCACGAGUCCAAACGUGCGCCGUGUCAUGUGGGGUUAUCAAUUUGUGGCUGAUGAAUUGCAACAUCGUCUUGGAUUUGAGCCUGGUCCCAUGGUUGAUCUUGCUGUAUGCUACAAUGACAACGUCGACCAAGAUGGCAAACCGGUUUCUGUAUGGGACGCUGCCUUGGAGUUCGCCAAUGCUGAUUUUCAACAAGACUUGAACAUGUUCCGCGACUGCAAGCAUGAUAUGGAAGGAUUGCAACAACGCAAGUUCUCAAGCUCUCUUUGGGAUAAAGAACGGGUUCCCGAGGCCGCUUUAAGAUACAGUGCUAUGCAAGCCUGGUUACUCCAUUACAUUUAUGAACGUACCCUUGAACGAGGUCAUCCCCCUAUCAAAGAUUAUCAUGUUUGGCAAAGCAACACAAAGUACUCCCUUGAAUUGUAA
Lichtheimia ornata is the source of this 2871-nucleotide messenger RNA. RefSeq lists its product as uncharacterized. The transcript has a single exon. Bases 1 to 2871 code for a protein of 956 amino acids. The record is from RefSeq and is a predicted model, not a curated record. Gene Ontology annotation, molecular function: nucleic acid binding. NCBI's taxonomy places the organism in Eukaryota, Fungi, Mucoromycota, Mucoromycetes, Mucorales, Lichtheimiaceae.